Molecule: messenger RNA, 643 nt
Organism: Amborella trichopoda
Lineage: Eukaryota; Viridiplantae; Streptophyta; Magnoliopsida; Amborellales; Amborellaceae
Source: RefSeq, a predicted model, not a curated record
UCUUAGCCUCUUCAUUUGCUCCUUGCUCUUCUUCCAAAUCUUAGUGUUUUUCUGUCUGUUUUGUGAGUGGUAAUGGCUCAGAUUAGGGUUUCUGGUUUGGCCAUUCUGGCCAUGGUUGUGCUUUCUGCCUACGAAACUGAUGCUCAAUUACUGCUGUGCGCUCAAGUUAAUAUAUACCUUCUCCCGUGUCGGGCCAGCAUUCUUGAUUCCAACAUUCUUCCGACCUCGAUUUGUUGCAGCAGCCUUCAGGCCCUGGCCACCCUCUCUUUGGGUCCUCCCGACCGGAGGAAGGAAUGCUGCCAGUGCUGCAAGAACUACUUGCUGAGCCUCAACAUCCUCGUCGCCCUCAACCUCUUCAACCAAUGCAACUGCAACCCUGGGUUCCCCUUCGACCCCAACUUCGACUGCAACUCGUUGUGAUCUCGAUGCCGAGGACUUGGCCGUGCUUGGUUUGCUAGAAUAGUUACUCUAUACUCGGCCAACCGGCAGCGGUCUUUCUAUAGAGCGCCUGUAUGAUUGUGUGUUUGUGUUUUUUUUCUAGCCUUCGUUGUGACCCCUCUCUUCUUCUUACCCUCCAUGUAUCUCUGCUAAGGUUUCUAAGAAAAUCUCCAUGCACAUGUUUGCAUGGCAGAUACGUGAAAUA